Messenger RNA from Lachancea meyersii CBS 8951, 5850 nucleotides. Lineage: Eukaryota; Fungi; Ascomycota; Saccharomycetes; Saccharomycetales; Saccharomycetaceae. The record is from the annotation of a GenBank genome assembly.
AUGAGUGGCUCUUCCAAAUCAGACUUCAAAUGGGUUCCCACGCAAAAGCUAGUCCAUGGGAGAAUCGUCACCAAGUUUCUGCCUCUCAUGAGACAUCCAAGACUGGGACUGGAAAACCCAAAUUACUCGAACUUGUAUCCCGGUGAUGAGGUCUAUGUUUUCGAGGAGACCACGGACGGCCGUUGGCUUAGAGGGUAUACCUGUUGGCAACCAUUGCCCGAAGAUUUUAUCAGCAGGCUGAGCUCGUUCAGCAAGGAACUGCCCGAGCAGAAGUUCAAAGUCGUGGUGUUCCCCCGGAAGUUCGUGCAUCUGAAUCCUAAGGAAGAAGUGACAGAUCUGCCCUUCCUGGCUGCACCUGAAGCUUCGCAAUUCGUCUCGUCCUCUACCAACACCUCGCUGUCCACAAUGUUCGAACUGACAGGCGACUGGUCCAAAGAUGACAUCAUGGAGCUGGGUGGCUCUGCCGUGACAAAGACCAGCCGUCCACCAUUUCCCUACUUCCGUCUACAGGACUACAACGUCGUCCAGGAGCUCACUCCGAUGUUAUCGCAGCUCGUAACACACGUCUAUUCUAUGUAUUCCUUUGGGGAGUUCGAAGUCGCAGAGAACAUGACAGACUUGUACUACAAACUCGACGAUAUUCGUCUGAGACUUUCGCAUAAGCUUACCACGAAAAUCGAACACGAACAGCUCAUCAAAGACUUGUGCUCGAUGUCUUAUAAGAUCGCCAAAUUGAUCUCGUCUAAAGAUCUGACACAGGCAAACACGCAUGCGGAUACGUCAAGCGUCGUGCACGCUUCGGGUUACGGUAGCAUAUUGUGUCGGGAGAUGUAUUCCGGAAAACUUUACAACUAUAAUGAGGUAAGCCCUCAGGUGCUAGCAACCAUGUCCAUGCUUUGCGGCCUCAGCAAUAACUUUCCAAGUGCCAAUACAUAUCAACUGAAGCUGCUUCCGCUGCAAAAUAAGAAUUUCGAGUCUGUCGACUCGACAAGCAUCUUGGUCGACUUCAAAGACGCCCUAAGCGACCCCACCGUGAAUCCCAACUUCCAGAAUCUCUCGGCAAUUAUGUAUCUGAGGGCAGGGAAAACGACGCUCUCAGAACCAUUCAUCCUUAACAUGGAACGCGAUGACGUGGUAUCUGUGGACAACAUAUCAGCUGCUCUAUUCAACAAUAUACCGCCAAGCGAGAUCGAUAAUAAUAAGGUCUAUCUUGUAGUGGUGCUGACAGAAACUGUCAAGAUACAGCUUUUGUCACCAGAAUCGGGGAAAGGAUUUAAAAAACCAUUUGUGCCUUUCCUCACUGGUGGUGAAAAUAAGCUAUCUUACCUCAAAAAGGGGCUAGCUGCAGGUGUUAUAGACAUUUCAAGGCUUAUAACCCGCAAGAAAAAGCACAAACUGCCCGGAUGCUCACAUCAGUUUAAUGUUGAGCUAUUCGGCUCUUACCUACCCAGCAAACGGAAGGAUAGCUUUUCUCAGCAAUCCAUGGUCAGUGUUGGUAGUGCCCCUAGUGCCGCAGCCUUGACUAGGGCUGCAGCUAAAAUGGAAGAAAACAACGGUUGGGGUGAGCUGGUGGACAGAAUUAUCGCUGAUGCCAAUAAAGGUAUUGCAGUGAACCCAAGAAUUCUGUCAUUGUCGGUUACGGUUAGGGAAAUUACUGGUGACUUCGGAAUUUCCAGUGUUUUGAAAAACAACAUGUCCGCCAUCCAAAGUAUUCCUACAUGUUCAUACGACACAUUGUCUAAGCCAGAUGACAGAAUCUACCUGACUCUUGGAAAAACGUCACUCUGUGGAGUAAAGGCAUUUGAAACCAACAUAUCAAGCGUCUCAAUUCAGAUAUCAUCUAGCAAUCCCUUGGUUACCUUCAGGCACGGUGUGAAUGAUACGCCUCGAAGAAACUGGAUGUUCGUGUCGGUAAAGCCUGAAGAAGUGAUAGGUGAGUCGAUUAGAAUAGACGGAUUAAAGGAUAUGCAGAACGAUGAAACGCUCAGAAUAUCUGCUUACAUCAAUGGAUUUCUCAUGGCCAAGUCAAAGUUUUACAUCAAAAGGAAUGACAAGAUCAUUGAAUACCCUAAGAAAUCCGUGUUUCAGUUGAUGUCUACUACCAGCGAGCCGCUUGUGGAUCUGGAAAUUACGACAGCUUACGUCGGUAAAAGUUACAACGUUGAGUCGUCUGUUCGCAGUUUUCUUCAAUUUUCUUAUGACUUUAAGAGAUCCUACUUUGAUUUCGAAAAAGAGUGUCUUCAAUUGUUGGCAGAUGUGAAAGCGACACCUGUGAAAGAGCUCAUCAAAACAUUUGAUGGGCUACUAACAAAGUUUUUAGACGUGUUUUACGUUGCAAAUGUUCUCGAAGGACAAAGAUCUUCUGAUGAAUUCAAAAAGGCCUCAUUCACUUCUUUGAUUUUCUUUUUAGACAUGGUUGUUGCUCGUCAAGAUAAUUAUAGACACUUGUUCAAUGAUUUUCUGGAAACUUAUUCAGCGAGGAGGUCAGAACUACCGGAAGUCGGGUCAAAUCUGAUCCAUUUUGCAUCCAAGUUUUUUGCUAGCUCCCACGAAGUUUGGGAUUAUGACGGGAGAGCAUUGUGUCGGGUUUCAGUUUAUCUCUUUAAGCUGUCGGUACUUCUAUCAAGUCCUCAUGACAAGGGCUUACAAAAGUCACUAAUCGACUUCUUUGAGGGUGUAUCAACCUUUUUCCGACUAAGAAAGGAAUCUUCAUUAGUGGACCAAGUUCUGAUCCUGGAAGCUUUUGAUGCUUGGAUCUUGGUUUUAUCCACUCACUGCGAUCCUCGAAUUCUUGUCAAUGCAGCCACGGGCUUAUUCCAGGCUUGCCACGACAAAGAACGCACAAACGGUAUCUACCGGAGACCUUUGUCAGUAAAAGAACAGAAGUUCGUAGCGUCGAAGUUCCUAGUCAUGCGGCGCUUGAUUGGCGUAGAUGCUGUCCGAAAUGUUUUGCUGACACCCGAUAAUUUAGGGUCCCAUGAACAAGAAUUCAUAGCGAAACUGAUCGAAUGGUCUUUCGAGCCAUUCCUCAAUUACAAUGGCGGUCACCUACACUUAACCACAAUAAGACUCGCCGACGGUGUUUUGAUCAGUGUUAUCAAGCACGCAUCAAAAGUAAUCAUGCGCAAUCUUGUCAGGCUGAUUCCGACUUUGUGCAGAUUUUUCAUUUUAGUGAGAAAGUACUGUAAGGAAAAAGACCGCUUCAAGUUCAGAAGGACGUUUACCAAAUUGUUCCCCACCACAUAUCCAUUCGACGAAAUUACUGUCGAUUCUAUUGUUCAAGAAGAUCUUGUGGUUGAGGUCCUAGUCGAGCUUGCAACUCUAAUUGCGUCGAUAACGCAAAAAGUCGAGAAGAACUUUCAAAACUGUUUUUCCUUUCUAAAGAUCACUGAAAUGUGCUCUGAUGAUACGGCAUUCAAUUCAGUUUUUUAUGUCACACAAUUUGCAAGAGAGGAUCUUCUCACAAUAGUCCACACUGUUAGACUUUUCAUGAAAGGUAGAUUUUUCCCCAGCAAGAAAUGGCUUUCGUUGAGCGAGCUUUUCAACAGAAGUGGUGUUUCAUUAUUCAGACUCUGUGAGGAUAUUUUGAUUUAUAAUCAAACUCCUAACAUGAGCUCAGAUGAGACAUUGGAUGUCAAGAUUUGGAGCGAAUGGGUGAAAGUGUUGAUCUCCUUGGGUAAUCAUAUUCCCUCUAACCCAACUCUGCUGGCUGAGAUUCCCAGAAAAGCGUUGUAUCUAAUUGGUGGCGACUACAGAGGCGGGGUCGCGCACAUGUUAGAGCACUGCUGGGACGCGCUAGGCCAAGAUACAUCGAAUACCGAGAUAUGGGAAAAAUAUGGUAUCACAAGAGCUAAUGGGCUCCAAAACUAUUUGGUGCGGGCGGAUAAAACAUUUGUGAGAGAGAUCAUGGAAUUCACGUUCCAAAGGCACACAGAGGCGAGAAGAGUAGGAGCAAAAGUUAUAUGGGGGACAUCGGCCAAUUGUUGGUUUGCUUACGGGAAUUUGGAACCGGUUAUGAUGCAAACGACUUCAGAGCUGUGCGCUGCGCAUCAAUCUGGCAAAUUUGUUCCAACGCUGCACGAAGCUGAAAAUUAUGUUAAAGCGCUGCUUUUCACCAUUCGACUUGCUAAAGACGACGCCAUGUUUUCUUCCAUUCUGAAAGUCAUGAAGCUGGCUCGCGACUUGCUUACUGUCUUGAUCGAGUUCAGUGAGAUUCCAGAUCAUAAAGAAUUUGACGAUGAUAGGACCGCUCAUCAGAUCACGAUUUUUGGGUAUCUUUUGGAGGUUAAAAAACCAGAGGAGCUUCACAGGCUUGUCAACGAUCUUUACAUUUACAACAUCAAAAAGAAGGACAACGUACAAGCUGCGCUCAGUUUGGAAUUACUAGCAAGGACCUAUAAAUGGGACCCUAAUGACUCUCUUGCAUCUGUUGCAUUCCCAGCAUUACCCGAGCAGUCUUCAUUUCAGAGAAGAGAGUUCCUGUACAAAGAGGUGGCGAAGCAUUUCCACAAAGGUUUGAAACUUGAAAAGGCACUGUCUAUUUACAAAGAAUUAGCACAGGCGUACGAGAAAAUCAACUAUGACCUAAGCGGUUUGUCGCAAGUCCAUGGGAAUAUCUCAAAACUUUAUGAAGAUUUACAAGUUGUAGACAGACUGGUUCCAACUUACUUCAAGGUAACUUUUGCUGGAUUUGGGUUUCCAAGCUCGACUCGAAACAAGCAAUUUAUCUACGAGGGUCUCCCCUUUGAGCAUAUCACUUCUAUGCAGACUAGACUUCUUGUAUCUCAUCCUGGGUCGAAAAUCGUCGGCACACAGGAAGAGGCUGACAAUUUGCUGGUAAACUCACCAAUCGGAAAGUUCAUUCAUGUAAUUGCCGUCGAGCCAAGGGUCGAGAUAUCUGACGCCUUCACAAACAAAAGCAAAAAGGAAAAUGUUAACAACAAAGUCAGACUCUAUGUUGAAAACAGAGACUUGGACACUUUUUGUACCUACCGCGUCUUACCAGGGGCGACCUCUGCCACUGAUCUGUGGGUGAAAGAGUUGACGCACGAAACCGCUUCCACCUUCCCAACGUUGAUGAACAGAGCAGAAAUAACCAGCACCAGCUCCAAGACACUGUCGCCUAUCGAAAACGCCAUCCGCUCGAUGCAGUUGAAAAUUCAGGACCUUGCUGGUCUGGAAGACACAUCUUACAAGAUGCUGAAAGAAAACGGGGAUUACUCUGCGAUUUUCCCAGAACUUUCAAGAAACAUUAGCGGCACCAUUGACUCACCGGUGAACGGCGGUGUUUCUCAAUACCGCGAAUUUUUCACUAACAAGGAGAGCCAUCUGAGCGACGAAAGCCAGUUGAAUCUACUGAGGUCUACAUUCGACGAGCUCGCUAGUAUUUUGAGCAGAUGCCUCGCACUUCACGGACAAGUAUGUCACGGGUACAUGAAGAAGUCGCACGAGAUGCUACUGGGGCUGUUUUACAAGAAUUUCGCGGACGAGAUCGAAAGAAACAAUAUUGUUGUAAGCGAGGGUGACUUUGACCUUGUGAGCAGGGUCACGUCAAGAACAACCGACACCGGAAUGAGUCUGCCCGCAUCCGAGCACCCGCAUGACUCCUCAACGCUGCCCAAACCGAUGAUGUCGAGCGCGCAGUCCGUGAAGUCCACAGGCUCGAGCUUGCACGGCACGGACUCCAACAAUGUGGGACUGACACCCACGCCGAGCGCGUCAGUGGUUUCAAACGGCACUAAGACAGGCUCCAGAACAUCGGCUCAGUCGUCGAAACUGACCAUGUUCCGAAACGGCAUGAAUAAGAAAUUCGGAAAAGGCGCGAAAGCGAAAAACAAGACUCAAAUCUGA